This is a messenger RNA of Raphanus sativus (radish), 1476 nucleotides long. RefSeq lists its product as uncharacterized. The transcript is spliced from 2 exons. Gene Ontology annotation, molecular function: catalytic activity. The record is from RefSeq and is a predicted model, not a curated record. The coding region runs from base 1 to 1476 and encodes 491 amino acids. NCBI's taxonomy places the organism in Eukaryota, Viridiplantae, Streptophyta, Magnoliopsida, Brassicales, Brassicaceae.
AUGACAAUUCCUAGGCUCAAGGAUCUCACCAAACAACACUCCCCUGACAUUAUCUUCCUCUCUGAAACGAAGAAUCCAGACGCCUAUGUCCUCAAGGAGCUUGCAGCUCUCAAAUUUGAUCAUCACUAUCUCUUCUCUCCACUGUCACCGGGAGCUGGAGGACUAGCCCUCUUCUGGAAAGCAGAAACUGAUAUCCAAAUCCUAGAUGCAACGAAGAACUUUAUCGAGACAAAAGCCUCCUUCAAGAACUCCUCCAUUUUCAGCACAUUCAUAUAUGGAGCCCCCGAGAUUCCUGAUCGUCAAGGCAGCACAGAAAAAUCUGGUGGGAUAGCUAGACCUGAAAGCACCUUCGUGCCUUUCCGCUCCUUCCUCUCUGCUUGUGAUCUCUUUGAUUUGAAGCAUUCUGGAAAUUUCCUGUCAUGGCGGGGACAGAGGCACUCUCAUCCUGUGCACUGCCGCCUUGAUCGAGCUAUCGCAAACAGCUCCUGCUCCGAUCUCUUUCCUCGGGCCUGCUGUGAAUACUUAAGCUUCGAAGCCUCGGACCAUAGACCAAUUCUCUGCACCUUGGAUGGCAAGAAGAGGAAACCAGCAAGAGUCUUCCGCUAUGAUAGACAUCUACGAGACAAUCCAGAGAUAACGGCCUUAGUUGAUAGAAUCUGGCAACUGAACACCUCUGCCUCUGUCUCAGAUCGAAUCCGCAGUGUAUGUCAAGCUAUCUCUGCAUGGAGCAAAGAACAUUAUGUCAAUAGUAAAAAGGAAAUAACGGAAAUACAACGUUCGCUAGACGCUGCCCUCUCUAACCCAGUACCUGAUAAUGCAGCUAUCUCACGCCUCAACAAUACACUUUUAUGUGCCUACAAGGCAGAAGAAGAGUACUGGAAGCAGCGCAUCUGUCUCUUGUGGCUCUCCUUAGGUGAUAAGAACACCUCUUUCUUCCAUGUUUCAUCCAAAGGCCGAAAAGCCCGUAAUCGAAUCUCUGUUUUGGAAAACGAUCUGGGUCUUCCUGUAUUUGAAGAUGAUCAGAUCUUGAAUAUUAUAUCAUCAUAUUUCAAAGAGAUCUUUACCUCCUCUGGUUCAUCAGGAUUGGAAGUGGUCAAAGCGGCUAUAUCCCCAUGUAUCUCAGCGCCUAUGAAUGAGCAGCUGACAACCAUACCCUCACAUGUAGAGAUUCAGGAAGCCCUCUUCGCCAUACAUCCUGAUAAAGCUCCUGGACCCGACGGCUUCUCUGCAAGUUUCUUCCAGACGAACUGGGAAGCGGUGGGACCCGCAAUAGUAUCAGAAAUCCAAAUCUUUUUCAGUUCAGGUACCCUCCUAUUCUCAAUCAACGAGACUCACAUCAAGCUCAUUCCUAAGAUACCGAGUCCUAAAAUAGUUGCUGACUACCGACCUAUAGCCCUAUGCAACGUCUAUUACAAAAUCAUAUCAAAAAUCCUAUCUCUACGGCUCAAACCUGUUCUAUCUCCGAUAACGUGCUGA